AUGGCCGCUGCGUUCGACGACGAAGACCUUUCCGUCUCCCUCCCUCCCAUCGAACGGGAUCAUCGUCGGGAUCGCGAUCGGGCUGCGGUGCCUCCUCCCUCCGGUGACAACCCGGCCGCCAUGGCAAUGCCUCCCCACGCUCGUCCGAUCGCAAAAGGCCACGAGGUCAAGCAGUCCCCGGCAACAACGAGAGAUAUGCAACGACUCGAUCAGUAUCAGACAAUGAAGAUUCUGGGGGAGGGUUCGUUUGGGAAAGUCAAAUUGGCUAUUCAUCAGCCCAGUGGGCGACAGGUCGCUCUGAAGAUUAUUAACCGCCGCAAGCUGCUUUCGAGAGAUAUGGUCGGUCGCGUGGAACGGGAAAUUCAGUAUCUGCAAUUGCUGCGACAUCCUCAUAUUAUCAAAUUGUAUACUGUAAUCGCUACCAAAACCGAUAUUAUAAUGGUUUUAGAAUACGCAGAACGGGAGCUGUUCGACUACCUGGUGAAACGAGGACGAUGCAAUGACGCCGAAGCCCGCAAGUUCUUUCAACAGAUCAUCUGCGCCGUUGAGUACUGUCAUCGGCAUAAGAUCGUGCAUCGUGACCUGAAGCCAGAAAACCUGCUCAUCGACGCCAAUAAGAAUGUGAAGAUUGCUGAUUUCGGUCUAAGCAAUAUCAUGACGGAUGGGAAUUUCCUCAAAACAAGUUGUGGUAGUCCCAAUUAUGCGGCGCCAGAAGUCAUUUCAGGAAAGCUCUACGCCGGACCAGAGGUGGAUGUGUGGAGUUGCGGUGUCAUUCUCUAUGUGUUGCUCGUUGGGCGACUGCCAUUUGAUGACGAUUACAUCCCAGCAUUGUUUAAGAAGAUCGCUGCAGGCAACUUCCAUAUGCCGCCUUACAUCCACUCCGGAGCAGCGCGCUUAAUCAAAUCCAUGCUGCAAGUCCAUCCUGUCCAUCGAUUGACGAUUCCUGAAAUCCGUCAGGAUCCCUGGUUCCUCCAAGACCUUCCUCCUUACCUUCAACCACCGCCGGAAGAAGUCAUCGCAACUGGGUCCGAUCCGAACAAGGCGAUUGACAUCCGGAAAAUUGCACCUGGGAAGCCCCUUUCUGCCCAACACAAGAUUCACCAGAUUGCCAUCUCAAAACUCGAGCGGAGUAUGGGAUAUGCCCGCGACGACAUUGAAGACGCGUUGAAGAACCCCGAACCGAGCGCCAUUAAAGAUGCCUUUUUCAUUAUUGUCGAGAACGAGAUGAUGCAAACCAACUCCCCUACAGAUGAUAAUCUCAUGGCCUCCGUUGCACCUUCCCCUCCUUCUAAGAACCCAUUGCCUUCACCGGCCGUGGCUAAACAAAGUGCUGCUACUCGUCCCCAUGGAGCUCCUACUGUCCCGUCGCCACAAAGAUUCGCCCAGUUACCACCAGAAGACGAAGAGCCAGUGCGCGUGAGCCAUGUCCGAAUCCUACCGACGAGUAUUCCAUACGUGCACGACCAGCUUAUGGAACAGCGCGAACGCGAGCGCGAACAACGAGCUCGUGCUGCGCAUCUCGACGCACAAGCCAGGGCUGAAAACCCGGACGAUCCGGCAUGGGGUGAGCGGUCGAUAAAUGAUCAGGAAGCAACAGCUAGAGCAUUGAAGCCGCACUCUCGGAGUAUUGUCGAUUUGGACAAGCUCCGGUUUGAGCCGCCCGAGGGCCACCACUCUACAGCACACAUGCCUAAGAGAUCUCGCAAGUGGCAGUUUGGUAUUCGGUCGCGCAAUCAGCCGUAUGAAGCAAUGCUGUAUCUGUACAGAGCGAUUGAUGCACAGGGUGGAGUUUGGGACAUUUUACCAGGCGAUACAGGCGGUGAUAUCGGUGCCGACGAGGAAAAGCCUCUGCAAACGAAAUAUGCCCACCUUCCGUCUGAUUACUACAUCCCUAAGGAUCCUUGGUUUAUUCGUGCCCGCCUCUUGAAGGAAGGCAUGAGAAUACCUGGUCCUUCGCCACGAGUCCACGGCCGCACCAGCAGCACCGUCAGCAAGAGCGAGGUCGAAGAGCUACGUCGCCGUUUCAACAUCACAAAGAUCCCGAGGGAUGACAGGAAUUCCCUUGCCGUGGAAACUGCGUCUGGUCCUCCGUCGCGACGGACUUCUUCUAGCCGUGUCAACCACGGAGUGUGGGUGUUUGUUGACAUCCAGCUGUACCAGCUGGAGCAGAACAGCUACAUGGUCGAUUUCAAAUGCGAUGGCUACCAGAACGUGGUACGGGAGGAAGGAGAUGCGGAAUGGCGUCCGAUCAGCAGACGAUUCCGCAACAAGGAGAAAGAGGUUACGAGUCCUUAUCCGUUCCUUGAUGUGGCAUCUGAUUUGGUGGCUCAGCUUGCCGUUGCUAGCUGA
This is a messenger RNA of Aspergillus chevalieri, 2349 nucleotides long. It is a transcript of the gene SNF1, whose product is annotated as serine/threonine-protein kinase. Gene Ontology annotation, biological process: intracellular signal transduction; protein phosphorylation. The record is from RefSeq and is a predicted model, not a curated record. Lineage: Eukaryota; Fungi; Ascomycota; Eurotiomycetes; Eurotiales; Aspergillaceae. Gene Ontology annotation, molecular function: protein serine/threonine kinase activity; ATP binding. The coding region runs from base 1 to 2349 and encodes 782 amino acids. The transcript is spliced from 4 exons. Gene Ontology annotation, cellular component: cytoplasm.